AUGAUUUCCGUCCUGAGAAGGCGUCGAGAUCAUGGCAAUUACCGUACAUUCGCUCGCCCACGCGAUCAUGGUGUAUCCUUCUACCGUGGCACAAACACUGUACUUGUCGACUGGCCGGAAGGGAAAAUCGCUGGCGCUACUGGUAUUGAGGUACCGUUUGCUGGUGUCAAUGUUAUCUACAAUGCGUACGAUCUCGGGUUUCCUAACCCUCAACGGGCUCUUCGUGAACUGACAAAGGAUAAUCCUGACCCGCUAAAUCCUGGAACAGGACGGAAGAAAAGCCUUUUGGCGCAGCUCAAACGGAUUUGA
Messenger RNA from Ostertagia ostertagi, 309 nucleotides. The record is from the annotation of a GenBank genome assembly. Lineage: Eukaryota; Metazoa; Nematoda; Chromadorea; Rhabditida; Trichostrongylidae.